Nomia melanderi (Alkali bee) is the source of this 2683-nucleotide messenger RNA. It is a transcript of the gene spin, whose product is annotated as lysolipid transporter protein spinster. Gene Ontology annotation, molecular function: transmembrane transporter activity. Lineage: Eukaryota; Metazoa; Arthropoda; Insecta; Hymenoptera; Halictidae. The record is from RefSeq and is a predicted model, not a curated record. Gene Ontology annotation, cellular component: membrane. Gene Ontology annotation, biological process: transmembrane transport.
AUUCUCGGUUUAACAACACAUUAAUAAAAAAAAAUGUAAAAAUAAAGUGAAUAAAUAGCAUGGUUUUAUCUUACAUGUAUUUUGCUUACUGUGCAGGAAAUGAUAGUAAAAAAGCAGGAAAUCAUUAAUAGGGGAAAAACCAUACUGUCGUAUGAGUCACGAUGAAAAAUAAUACGUAUGGCUAUAUUAUUGUUCCAAGAAAAUAACAUACAAACACGUUCCUCGGUGAUUGACGACUGUCAAAGUUAAGUGACCGACGCGAACGUGUGGAGUCUCUACACACGCAUUGACAUGCACAAAAUGUAUCAGCUUCUGACGUUGUCAUGCGAUUAAUACGGUUGUACGAUAUAUAAAUAUACAUAAACGCAUAUUUUUACAAGUCAUAGUCGGUAUUGUAAAAGUCUGAAUGGCGCGACAUUAUCAGUGAGUGCAUCGGCCGGUGAUACAGUGUAGUGGAUUAAAAGGUAUCGUAUCGUGAACCGAUGGUUCUUUGAGGUUAUGUUAUGGUACGGAACAGGUUAAGACGGUUUUAGAGAAAGACGAGAUUUGUGCCAAUGUAAAUAGCAUUUGGCACCGAAGCGACUUUAUUGAGUCAUGGCCGAUGAUGCCAUCGCAGCGAACGUGUCGUCCUACGAUUAUCAUAUGGUGAAUGCGGAGAAUGCCCAAAACACUUCCAGAGAAAGACGAAUAAGAGGAUCAGCAAUGCCGUCGGAACUUCGUUUGGUCAGCAGAAGUGAGUGGAUCACGGUCGGCGUACUAUGUUUCGUCAAUCUGAUUAAUUAUAUGGAUCGUUUCACGAUCGCUGGAAUGUUGACCGACAUUAAAGCGAAUUUCAAGCUUGGUAAUGACGAAUUAGGCUUCCUGCAAACUGCAUUUAUAUUAAGUUACAUGGUGUUCGCACCGUUGUUUGGUUAUUUGGGGGAUCGAUACAAUAGGAAAAUUAUAAUGAGUAGUGGCGUGUUCCUAUGGUGUUUAACAACAUUUAUUGGCUCCUACAUGAAGACAUUUGGAUGGUUUAUUUUAUUUAGGACUUUAGUUGGUAUUGGUGAAGCUAGUUAUUCUACAAUAGCCCCAACAAUAAUAAGUGAUUUAUUUGUUAAAAAUAUGAGAUCUAAAAUGCUUGCAGUUUUUUAUUUUGCAAUUCCAGUUGGCAGCGGAUUGGGAUAUAUAACAGGAGGUGAAACAGCAAGGGCUACAGGCGUAUGGCAAUGGGGUUUACGUAUUACACCCAUUCUGGGUGUAAUAGCAAUAAUUUUAUUGCUUACAGUAGUGAGAGACCCUAUUAGAGGGGAGAGAGAAGGUGGGGUUCAUUUAACAAAUACUGCAUGGUCCAAUGACAUCAAGGAUUUGUUAAAAAAUAAAAGUUUUAUGUACUCCACUGCUGGGUUUACAUGUGUAGCCUUUGUAACUGGGGCACUAGCUUGGUGGGCCCCAACAUUCUUGCAGCUAGGAAUUGCAUUGCAGUCAAAUAACAAUGUUGAUCCAGAUGAUGUAGCAUAUAAGUUUGGAUUAAUAGGAAUGGCAUCUGGUAUAAUAGGAGUGCCAUUAGGUUCAUUUCUAGCCCAGAGAUUAAAAGUGCAUUGGCCACAUGCUGAUCCACUAAUAUGUGCCGCGGGAUUACUGAUUAGUGUACCACUAUUAUUUUUUGCAACUAUAACUGCCAACACAAAUUCUGUUCUGUGUUACACAUUAAUAUUCUUUGGGCAAUUAUCUUUAAAUUUAAAUUGGUCCAUUGUAGCAGAUAUAUUGCUGUAUGUAGUAUUACCAACAAGAAGAUCUACAGCUGAAGCUUUCCAAAUUCUUUUUGCACAUGCUUUUGGAGAUGCAGGAAGUCCUUAUCUUAUUGGUCUGUUGUCAGAAGGACUGAAAACAGUUCUUCUUCCAGACUUGAGUAUGACUGAUCACAUGAAGUCAACAGUGCACCAAGUAAAUGACACUUUUGUCGAAUUUCGCAGUUUGCAGUACGCGAUGUUCUUGACGAUGUUUGUGGAAGUUAUCGGAAGCUUGUUUUUCUUCCUCACAGCGUUGCACAUACAGAAGGACAAAGCGAUAGUCGAUCUCACGAUUGGAGACAAGUAUCUAGAUACUAAGCAUAAUGGGCAAGCAGAAUCAACGCAUUUAUAAAUCGCAUCACUGGGCCUAUCCUGAUAGUGUGCUGUAUACCCGGUGAAAGUACUUCAGAUUCAACGUAUAUAUGCAACAACGAAAUCCAGGUUGAUGCGCAGGAAGAUGCGCAUAAGACAUGAUGGAAAAUACCUUACCUAUUUUGCAAUAAUUAACUGAUGCAAAUAAAUUAGGCAAUAUAAUACGGCGCAUCUAUUUCUAUAAAGAAAAAAGAAAUGUUUCGAACAAAGCAAUUAGGUAUACUCACAAUAAGAACUAUGUCACGCGUGACAUAAAGAUAAAAAUGUUCUAGAUAUAAAACAGGCAUGGUGGAAAAAUGAAUUGUAACAAUUUCAUUAGUUCAUAAUAUCCUCUAAGAGGCAGUUCAGUUAAACGAUGUACAGAAACAUUAUGCUUCAUGAAGAAUAUAUUUACUUAUAGUUAUUACAUAAGAUGUAUGAUAGUACUUUUACAUAUUAUAUUUUUAUAGUAGAGUCCCUCCCAGAAAAAUGCGUUAUUCUUAUGUCGUAUGUAAAAUAAACAUUUCUUGAACAUGUCCUGUAACGAUAUCAAAUCUCUA